Molecule: messenger RNA, 2853 nt
Organism: Pecten maximus
Lineage: Eukaryota; Metazoa; Mollusca; Bivalvia; Pectinida; Pectinidae
Product: nucleolar MIF4G domain-containing protein 1-like
Exons: 14
Coding region: 81-2807 (908 amino acids)
Biological process (GO): ribosomal small subunit biogenesis
Cellular component (GO): nucleolus
Molecular function (GO): protein binding; RNA binding
Source: RefSeq, a predicted model, not a curated record
AGUGGAAAUCUGUUCAGUAAUGGCUGCGCCCAUGGUUUCAGUGGACCACGAGUGAAUUGUUUUAUUUUGGGUUUUCAAUCAUGGGUUUGAAGGGGAAAUUUUUCAGGAAAGAUCCGCAAAACUUAAGACGUUUCAGAACAGAAAUAACUGAAUUACUUGGCGAUGAAUCAAAACGAUCAGACAGACAUUCGCAAGGGAAAAAAGUUAAGGGGAGAAAACAAAAACGAAAGGAGAUGAAACAGCUAAAAAAGGCCAGGAGGCUUGCCUUUAGUCAACACUUACCAAUGCCUACACUUGAAACAAAUGCAAAGAAGGAAAAAACAUUUGACAAGGAAAAGAAAAAAAAAGAAUUAAAAGAAAAACUCAAACAGAGGAAGAAGAAAGCUAAAGAAAAAAAGAGGGAAGAGAAACAAAAGAUAGAAGAGAUCAGGAAGAAGAACAUGGAACAGGAGAUACGACAGGAGGAGAGGAUGUUAAAACAGUUAGAGAAACAGCUUCACUUAAACAAACGCAAGAGGAAGACUCUUCCACAAUCCUUCCUCUCAGAUGGACUUGAUUAUAUUCUAGAUGCAGUAGAUGAAAGUAAAUUGAAGGAGGAUUUCAAGGAUGAUUUGGACUCUGACCUUGACAGUGACCAGGAUGACGCUGAGGAUGCAGAUCUGAAUUGGUUAAAACAUAAGAAAAAGAAAGCCAGAAUGCAAGCUGAUAUAGAAAAUGAUGAUGAUGAUGAUGAUGAUGAGGAUGAGGAUGAAGAUGAUGAUGAUGAAGAUGAAGAUGAUGAAGGUGAUGAUGAUGAUGGGGAUGAAUUCAGUGAAGAUGAAAUGAGUGAAGGUGAAUUUGACACAAAGGAAGAAAAUAUAAAAGUUUUGCAAGUAAAACAGCCUUCAUCAACAGCAUCUGAAAUCAAAUCAAUUCUUAAGUCGACAGAUCGAUCCACAAUGGCUGUGAAACAGAAACAGGUAAACAAAGUUAAAUUCCCAGAAAGUGUUACUUCAAACAAAUCUGACACUAAGAACAAUAGUGAUGAUCUUAACGUCACCGGUGAGAGUGAUGGGAGUGAAGAAAUGGAGGAUGAUGAUGACAAUGAAGAGGAGGAGGAUGAGGAAGGUGAGGAGAGCAGACUGAUGAAAACACCAGAAUUAAAGGAGGAUAUCUAUGGUCGUUUGCGGGAUGCUAAAGGUAAUAUUGUACAGUCUUCAGCAGUCGUUGGGACGUACAUACCUCCAGGUAAACGCCUCGCCAUGGCAGGAGGAGACGAGAAACAUAAACUACGUCUGGAUAGGCUACGGAAACAGCUCAAGGGUCUUGUAAACAGGGUAAGUCAGGCCAACAUGAAUCCCAUCAGCUCUCAGAUUGAGGAGAUGUAUCGAUCAAACAGCAGAGCAGAAAUGAACGAAACACUUGCCGGGAUUAUCCUUGAUGCCUGUGUAUCUGUCGUCAUUACACCAGAGAGACUUGCUAUGGAGCUCAUGAUGCUGCUUGCAAUUCUCCAUGGCAACGUGGGCACAGAAGUGGGGGCAACAUUUACACAGACGCUAGCGGAAAGAUUCUCGUCCUGCUGUAGUAAGUCAGAACAGUACGGUGAAGGAAAGGAAGCAGACAACAUGGUACUUCUCUUCUCCUACCUCUACAACUUCAAAAUCAUACACAACAUACUCAUACUGGAUCUGAUCAAGAAGUUUGUGGCAGCCUUUCAGGAGAAGGAUAUUGAAUUAUUACUUCUUCUACUUAAAAAUAUUGGGUUCUGUCUGAGAAAGGAUGACCCAGUCAUGUUAAAACAGGUCAUCCAGGACAUCCAAACAAAAGCCAAAGAUGUCGACACAAGUCACUUUGAGGAGAAGACACGUGUUCGCUUCAUGUUGGAUACACUGUUAGCCAUAAAAAAUAACAACAUGAGGAAAAUACCCAACUACGAUCCCGACCAUUUUGAACAGCUGAAGAAACAAACCCGGGUUUAUUUACGUCAAGGCCUGGGAGUGGGACAGCUGCGGAUCAGUCUUGAAGAUCUUCUCCAGGCAGGAGUCAAAGGUCGCUGGUGGGUUGUAGGGUCAGCCUGGACUGGACGGGACCAACAACAAUCGGGUACAGACGAGGCUACCAACACAUCAGAAACAAACAUAUCAACAGAAAUCACCAAGAGCAGCAGCAAAAUCCUGGAUUUGGCACGGAAACAGAGAAUGAACACCGACAUCCGGCGUAAUAUUUUCUGUACCAUCAUGUCCAGUGAGGAUUACUUGGAUGCCUUUGAGCGGCUGUUGAGACUCGGUCUGAAACAUCAACAGGAAAGGGAGAUAAUCCAUGUUAUCCUGGACUGCUGUCAACAGGAAAAGUCAUUCAACCCGUUCUAUGCUUACCUCCUACAGAAGUUCUGUGAAUAUGACCGCAGGUUUCAGAUGACAUUCCAGUUUACUAUGUGGGACAAGUUUAAGGAGAUGAGUAACCUUUCGGAGCGUAACCGUGACAACCUGGCUCGGACAGUGUUACACCUCCUGGCUACCAAAGCUGUGUCUUUAUCCUUAUUCAAAGUUGUAGAAUUCGGGGGCUUGGACAAAAUCAUGGUCCGGUUCAUGAAGCAUGUGUUACGAGGUCUCCUAUUGGACUAUCCUGAUGAUGUUACGGAAGCAUGCUUCAUGCGGAUCGCACCACUCAACAAACUGCAUAUGUUACACGAAGGACUUAGAUUAUUCAUGCAACAUUUUCUGUUGAAGAAAAGUUCUACAGAAUCAAAGGACUACACUUUAUUGAAAGAACGAGUUUCAUUGGCCGAGAGAGCAUUAUCAUCUAGUCAAUCAAAAAUGUUGCUUUGAAAUGUAGAGUUAUAAUUGAGGAUUAAAUUUUUUUUACAAAAUUUUA